AUGAACAAUCUCCGAUGCUCGAUGCAGAGCGCCGCCCCCACCAAGAAGCUUGACCUACCUGAGCUCAAGACAGGCUCUGUCAGAGUAGUCCUCAUACGCCAUGGAGCUGUGGACUUGACUACUCCAGGCAUGACCUUCCCGAAGGAUUGUUUCUAUGGAGGGCACGACGUCCCCCUUAGCGACUACGGCAAGCUGGAAGCACAGGCUGCAGCUAACAUGGUGGAAGAAAUUCCAAUCGAGCAGGUAUACUGCUCCCCUUUGAAGAGAGCGCUGUACGGCGGCGAGAGGGUGGCAGAGAAGUUCGGCUUGACCCCGAAGCAAGAUGAUCGCUUCCGGGAGGUGAAUCGAGGACGAUGGCUGGGGUUGACCAAGGAGCAAGUGCGGGAGAAAUUUCCUGGGGAUCUUGAGAAGUUCCAGGAGGAUCCUUUGUGGUGUGAGCAUGGGGGAGAGACGUACCGACAGCUCAGCGAGAGAGUAUGGAGUGGGCUGAACGACAUGGUGAAAGAUGCGGAAGUGAAUGGUUGGAAGAACAUCGCUCUCGUGUCGCACAUGUGGGUCACUAAGAGCAUUAUCACCAAGGUCAUGGGAAUUCAGCCCGACGAUCAGAGCAAGUGGGCAGAAAUGAACAUUCCCACAGCCUCUGUUUCCCUUCUCGACUUCAACUUGAAGCAGCGUGACAACGUUGAGGUCCUUGCUGUUGGGCUCAAACCUCCCAUGGACACUGUCAUGGAGGAGGGCAAGGACGGGAAGACGUGGGGGGGAUGA
Messenger RNA from Guillardia theta CCMP2712, 765 nucleotides. RefSeq lists its product as hypothetical. Gene Ontology annotation, molecular function: phosphatase activity. Gene Ontology annotation, cellular component: cytoplasm. The transcript is spliced from 4 exons. NCBI's taxonomy places the organism in Eukaryota, Cryptophyceae, Pyrenomonadales, Geminigeraceae. The record is from RefSeq and is a predicted model, not a curated record. Bases 1 to 765 code for a protein of 254 amino acids.